Messenger RNA from Anguilla rostrata (American eel), 2659 nucleotides. RefSeq names its product StAR related lipid transfer domain containing 4 (gene stard4). Lineage: Eukaryota; Metazoa; Chordata; Actinopteri; Anguilliformes; Anguillidae. Gene Ontology annotation, cellular component: cytosol; endoplasmic reticulum. The coding region runs from base 158 to 781 and encodes 207 amino acids. Gene Ontology annotation, molecular function: cholesterol binding; cholesterol transfer activity. The record is from RefSeq and is a predicted model, not a curated record. Gene Ontology annotation, biological process: cholesterol transport involved in cholesterol storage; cholesterol import; intracellular cholesterol transport. The transcript has 6 exons.
CCGAGAGAGAAAACCUUUUUAUCUCAUUGGUCUUGUGUUUAGUCAAUUCAAUCGUGCGUCGCUCACGCGGUAUCCGCCUACAUGCAGUUACAGUGUCGACUUGAGAGCCGAACUAAUUGAAGGAAAAGGGAAUACAUUUGGAGAUUUAAAGGGCCAAAUGGGAAGUCUACCAGAUACCAGUGUUCUGACCACACAGCUGGAGAACACGCUAAUAUCUUACCACAGCAUUGAGGAUGAUGAAUGGAGGUUGGCGAAGCAUUCGAAAGAUGUAAAAGUAUGGAGAAAGCCAUCAGAGGAAUUCAAUGGAUUUCUGUAUAAAGCCCAAGGUAUUGUAAAGGACACUCCCAAAAGAAUAGUCGAUUAUAUUCGCCCUGGACCAUUCCGACUGGACUGGGAUAGUUUGAUGACGUCAAUGGACAUUGUAAAAACAUUUGAUAAGAAGGAGUGCUGUGUGAUGCGAUAUACAACAGCCGGACAGCUAUGGAACAUCAUCGCUCCCAGGGAGUUCAUCGACUUUUCUUACACUACAGACUACCAAGAUGGCCUUCUGUCCUGUGGCAUCAGCGUGGAACAUGGGGAACAGCACCAGAGCUUCGUCAGGGGCUUCAAUCACCCCUGCGGCUGGUUCUGCGUGCCGGAAGAAGCGAGCCCAGCUCAGAGCCUGCUAACGGGCUACAUCCAGACUGACCUCCGAGGGAUGCUCCCCAAGUCUGCAGUGGACACUGCCAUGGCCAGCACCCUGGUCAACUUCUUUGUGGACUUGCGACGGGCGCUGAAGUGAUCAACGCCUUCUGCUGAGCCCCCGCCACUCCUUCCAUUACCAUCACAGCUCCAGCACAAUUUAACUCAGGGUUGCUUUGAAUAGGUAUAGCCCGUUACCUUUCCUUCUCUUACCUACAAUCGACAUCAGUCCUGUUCUUUAUGGAUGUAUGCAUCCUGUUGCACUGUUAAAUGUGAAAUCAUUCAAAUCUAUUAUUAUUAUUAUUAUUAUUAUUAUUAUUAUUAUUAUUAUUAAUACUAUUACGAUUCUUAUUAUUAAUAAUAAUAAUAAUAAUAAUAAUAAUAAUAAUAUAAUAUAAUAUAAUAUAAUAUAAUAUAAUAUAAUAUAAUAUAAUGCAUUUAUUUGCCCUUUGAGGUGUUCUCCUCAAAGGGCAACUUACAAAUCAUGAUAGUUUUGUGACAAAACAACAUAAAUAUGAUUUCAUUAAAAAAGAAAACUGAUGGAAUACCAUGGGAUUCAUAUUUUAGCAAAUACCAGAGAAAUUAAAAAUGGAAUGAAAGGUCUAGUGUGCAAUUGGAUUUUCUCUGGAUAUAUAUUAAAGUUUCUGACAGUUAUAUUGGAAAGACAGUGCAUGCAAUAGACUAUUCAGUGAUUUACUAUAAAUCAAUGGUGCUAAUUUAUGGGAUACUGUGUAGACUUCUGAGUUUUUUAGCGUUAACAGUAAUAUUAUGUAUUAUAUAUAUCAUUGCAUAUAUAAUAUUGAAACUUACCUCCAUAGAUUUUAUUUAUUGAAUGCAUUUUAAAUGUUUAAGAAUUAUAUGUUGUGAUAAACCCAUACAGCCAGCAUGAAUGUCACAGGGAAUGUAACCAAAGUGUUAAGAGUCAAUUAACAAUUCAUGUGUAUUGUCAUACCUACAGUAGGCCUUGUUGUUUCUGUGCAUUUCUUAGUUAUAAAUGUUGUAACCAUAAAUCUAUAGUACUGUAUGUAAUCCAGUAGGAACAGCCAGAAGAACUGAACGGGAGUUAGUCCUAAAAUUCUAUUAAAUCACCCAGUUUGUGUAGUUCAUUCAGAAUUAUUGAGGAUUUCGUCUUAUUUGCAUAAUAUGCUAAUCAAGCCUCAUCUGCCUGCCAAUCACAAAAUUAAACUCCUAGUUUUAAUACAGAAUCAGACAUAUUCUGGGAUGGUAUUUGCGCUCUGACCAGUAAUACUGUAUAGAAUAGAAUAUUAGUUUGGAGUUAGUUAGUGCUGGUGUAGAAGCAGCUCGCUAUGUUCUUUCAUCCCAGUCAAAUUUCACUUAUGAUAAUGAGCUCGGUAAGCUUGGUACUGCAACUACUAGUUUAUUCCUUUGGCAGAUAAGCUUAUCCACUUACCAAGCUGUCAUUGCAAGAUAUAUAGGGCAUAGCCUUACAAGGACGGGUAAUUUAAUUGUGAAGAGUGCAUGUUAGAUUUGUAUGGCCUUAUCAGCAUUUCAGACUUGACUAUAAUCCUCAUUGUUUGAAGCAAGGUGAUAGGAGCCUGUAAAUCUGUAAAUCUGUGUGUACUUGUUGAACAAUAUUCAUUGUUUUUUUAAGCAGUGAAUUUACAAUUAUUUACUUAAUACUGACAAUUUACAUUUAAAAAAUAUCAAAUGCAGUUGUUUUACACAAGUGUAGUUUAUGAAGGAAAGUGCAUUUACCUAUGCUCUUCUAAAUUACAUUACAGGCAUUUGGCAGACGCUCUUAUCCAGAGCGCUAUAAGCAAAUUUUAUGUUAUGAGAUAUUGUCUUUUUCCCCCCAUUGGUCCAAUUGUAGCAUUUAUAAAGAUCCUAAGAGUGAUUGUUCUGUACAGUAUAUUAUGCAUUUAAAAGGGGAAAAAUGUUUUUCAUGUUAUCUUCAGUUUUAAAUAUGUAUUUUGCUUUGAUGUAUUGAAACAUUCCUAUUAAAUGCAUUUUGUUUGGA